This is a messenger RNA of Lolium rigidum, 2988 nucleotides long. RefSeq names its product putative leucine-rich repeat receptor-like serine/threonine-protein kinase At2g24130. NCBI's taxonomy places the organism in Eukaryota, Viridiplantae, Streptophyta, Magnoliopsida, Poales, Poaceae. Gene Ontology annotation, molecular function: receptor serine/threonine kinase binding; protein kinase activity; ATP binding. Gene Ontology annotation, biological process: protein phosphorylation. The coding region runs from base 1 to 2988 and encodes 995 amino acids. The transcript is spliced from 2 exons. The record is from RefSeq and is a predicted model, not a curated record.
AUGGCCAAGUUGCUCGCCAUCCCAAUCAUCGUCAUCAUCCAUGUCGGCCUGAUCGUGCCGAUCGCUGUCUCCGCCGCCAUGGCAGCAGGAGCAGCGCCAGUGGCCGACGACCGGUUCGCGCUCCUCGCUUUCUUGUCAGAUGUCUCGGCGGACCCCGGCGGCGCCCUCACCGACUGGGGCCGCUCGCCGGGGUUCUGCAACUGGACGGGCGUCGUGUGUGGCCGUGGCCCGGCGGGCAGGCGGCGAGUCACGCAGCUUGUCCUCAGCGGCCACGGCAUCGGCGGCGUGAUAUCCCCAGCUCUGGGGCGGAUGCCUUUCCUCACUGUUCUUGAUCUGUCGAGCAACGGUUUCGCCGGGGAGAUCCCCGUGGAGCUGGCCGCGCUGUCGAGGCUGACGCAGCUGAGCCUGACAAACAAUCUCCUCGAGGGCGCGAUCCCCGCCGGCAUCGGGCUCCUCCGGGAGCUCUACUACCUAGACCUAAGCGGCAACCGGCUCUCCGGUGGAAUUCCGGACACGCUCUUCUGCAAUUGCUCCGCCCUGCAGUACAUGGACCUCGCCAACAACUCUCUGGCCGGCCACAUCCCCUACGCCGGCGAGUGCCGCCUCCCCAGCCUCCGCUUCCUCCUCCUCUGGUCCAACGACCUGUCCGGCCCGAUCCCACCGGCGCUGUCAAAGUCUCCGAAGCUCGAGUGGGUCGACUUUGAGUCCAAUUACCUCGCCGGCGAGCUGCCGUCGCAGGUGUUCGACAGGUUGCCGCGGCUGCAGUACCUCUAUCUCUCUUACAACAACCUAUCCAGCCACGACGGCAACACCAACCUCGAUCCCUUCUUCCGCUCCCUGAGCAACUGCACUCGCCUCCAGGAGCUCGAGCUUGCCGGGAAUGGCCUGGGGGGCAGGCUUCCUCCGUUCAUCGGCGACCUCUCACGCCGUUUCCGGCAGAUCCACCUCGAGGACAACUCCAUCUCCGGCUCCAUACCUCCCAACAUCUCCGGCCUCGUCAAUCUCACCUACCUCAACCUCUCCAACAAUCUGCUCAACGGCUCUAUCCCGCCGGACUUAUCGCGCAUGCGGCGCCUCGAGCGGCUGUACCUCUCCAACAACCUUCUGUCCGGCGAGAUCCCCAGGUCCAUCGGUGAGCUGCCGCACCUCGGUCUCCUCGACCUCUCCGGCAAUUGCCUCGCUGGCGCCAUCCCGGACACGUUCUCGAACCUCACACAGCUAAGGAGGCUGAUACUGCACCACAAUCACCUCGCCGGCGCUAUCCCCCCGAGCCUCGGCGACUGCCAGAACCUCGAAAUCGUUGACCUCUCCUACAAUGGCCUCCAAGGCGAGAUCCCCGCACACGUGGCCGCCAUGGACAGUCUCAAGAUUUACCUCAACCUCUCCAACAACCACCUCGAAGGGCCUCUCCCUAUCGAGCUCAGCAAGAUGGAUAUGAUCCUCGCGCUCGACCUGUCGUCCAACGAGCUGGCUGGCGCGAUCCCGUCGCAGCUCGGCGGCUGCGUCGCGCUCGAGUACCUCAACCUCUCGAACAACAAGCUGCGGGGCGCGCUCCCAACGGCCGUGGCGGCGCUACCGUUUCUGGAGGUGAUUGACGUGUCGCGAAACGGCCUCUCUGGUGCGCUGCCCGAGUCCCUGCAGGUGUCGACCUCGCUCCGGGAUGCGGACUUCUCGUACAACAACUUCUCCGGUGUGGUGCCCCAGACCGGCGUGCUCGCGAACCUGUCCGCGGCGGCGUUCCGAGGCAACCCCGGGCUCUGCAUUGGAAAUGCCCUAGGCAUUGGGGUGUGCGGCUCGAGACGUGUGGGUCGACGGCGUGCGAUGCUCCCCGCGGUGGUCGGCAUCAUCGCGGCCGUGUGCGUCAUGCUGCUCUGCGCCGCCUGGUGCCGGUCAAUGGCGAAGGCGAGAACGACGCGGCAGUCGACGUGGCUUGUCGGCGACCAGGAGCAGGCGGAGAGGGAGCACCCGAGGAUAUCGUACCGGGAGCUCUCGGAGGCCACGGGCGGCUUCGCCGAGUCGAGCGUGAUCGGUGCGGGGCGGUUCGGGCGGGUCUACGAGGGGACGCUCCGCGGCGGUGUCCGUGUCGCCGUGAAGGUGCUCGUCGAACCGAAGGAGAGCGGGGACGGCGAGGUCUCCGUCAGCUUCAGGCGCGAGUGCGAGGCGCUCCGGCGGACGCGGCACAAGAACCUCAUCAGGGUGAUCACCACCUGCAGCACCGCCAACUUCAACGCGCUCGUGCUGCCGCUCAUGCCGCACGGCAGCCUCGAGGCACAUCUCUACCCGCAUGACGACGUCGGCGGCCGGCUAGGAUUCGACCAGCUCGUGAGCAUCGUGAGCGACGUGGCCGAGGGGAUGGCGUAUCUGCACCACUACGCGGCGGCGAGGGUCGUGCACUGCGACCUCAAGCCGAGCAACGUCCUCCUCGACGAGGGGAUGCGGGCCGUGGUCUCGGACUUCGGCAUCGCGCGGCUCGUCGCCGGCGUCGACGGAGACGCCAGCAGCACGAGCUCCAUCAGCACCGGACUGCUGCAAGGUUCAGUUGGCUACAUGGCACCUGAGUAUGGAUUAGGAGGUCGUCCAUCGGUGCGUGGCGACGUGUACAGCUUCGGCGUGAUGCUGCUGGAGCUGCUCACCGGGAAGCGGCCGACGGACGUGAUCUUCAGCGAGGGACUCACGCUGCACGACUGGGUCAGGCGGCACUACCCGCACGACCUCGCCGGCGCUGUCGCCCACGCGCCCUGGCGGCGGGACGUCGUGGACGACACGGUACAGGUGGCCGACAUGGCCGUCGUGCAGCUGAUCGAGCUCGGUCUCGCCUGCACGCAGUACUCGCCGGCGCUGCGGCCCAGCAUGGCGGACGCUUGCCACGAGAUCACCUUGAUCAAGGAGGGCCUCGCCAAGCACGGCGGCGGCGCCGACGCUGCCGACGACGACGGUGGACGGUCAUUCUCGACAACCAAGGAUUCGCUGUUCUCCAACUCCAGUUAA